AUGUUUGUGUCACCAGCACAGAACACAAGCGUAGGGAUUGGGAGCAAUGGUACGAUGAGUUAUCAAACCAAUGAUGGUACUGCAACUGCUGAUGAUUCAAAGGAACCAAGUCGUAAACUCGAUUUACAAGACUUUGGGACUCCUUCAUCAGUUACACCUUACCGUCUCUUCUCAGCGCCAUCUCCUCCAGCGCGCGCCUCAAUUCUCUUGUGA
Arabis nemorensis is the source of this 213-nucleotide messenger RNA. Lineage: Eukaryota; Viridiplantae; Streptophyta; Magnoliopsida; Brassicales; Brassicaceae. The record is from the annotation of a GenBank genome assembly.